Molecule: messenger RNA, 1491 nt
Organism: Exophiala oligosperma
Lineage: Eukaryota; Fungi; Ascomycota; Eurotiomycetes; Chaetothyriales; Herpotrichiellaceae
Product: homogentisate 1,2-dioxygenase
Exons: 6
Coding region: 1-1491 (496 amino acids)
Biological process (GO): L-phenylalanine catabolic process
Cellular component (GO): cytoplasm
Molecular function (GO): homogentisate 1,2-dioxygenase activity
Source: RefSeq, a predicted model, not a curated record
AUGGGCGACUCUUCAGAAAUGGUGUUGGUCACCAAGCCUUCGUCAAUGAACAAGUUCGGUGCCUCUGCAGCGGGUUCAAAAACCACUGCGCCAAUAGAGGCAGACCCUUACAGAUAUCAGCUGGGAUUUGGCAACUACUUUUCGACGGAAGCUGUUCCAGAUAUCCUCCCCGAGCCCGGUCGGAACGUUCCUCAAAGAUGUACUUUCGAUCUGUACUCUGAACAAUUGAAUGGGACCCCUUUCGUAUCAUACCGAGACACCCUUCAACAUGUGUGGAUGUAUCGCAUAAGACCAUCCGUUGCACACUCUCGGCCAAGGCCAAUGGCUCCUACUCCUGAUCUCGAGGCAUGCUUUUCGAAACACAAUCCCAACGUACAAUUCACCCCUCUCACCUAUGAAUGGGGUCCGUUGGAGUGGCCAGAAGAGAAUGAAUCUGUCACUUUUAUCCAAGGGCUCAAGACUAUCGGUGGAUGGGGUGAUCCGACUAUGAAGGAAGGCCUGGCAAUGCACAUGUACGCUUGCAACGCUUCGAUGAAGAACCAAGCAUUUUGCAACAACGAUGGAGACUUCCUGAUUCUACCACAAGUAGGUAGACUCGACAUUCAGACUGAACUGGGCAGACUCAUGGUUCGGCCUGGCGAGCUUUGUGUCGUUCAAGCGGGAUUGAAAUGGAAAGUGUCAUUGCCAGAUGGCCCGGCAAGGGGAUACGUGCACGAAAUCUUUGGCUCACAUUUCGAACUCCCUGAUCUUGGAGUCAUUGGCUCGAACGGGUUGGCCCAUCCCCGAGAUUUCGAGUACCCUGUCGCAGCUUUUGAUAUGGACGACUCGAAAUGGGAAGUCGUCUACAAACUUACCGGUGAUCUAUUCUCAUAUAAACAAAGCCAUACUCCCUUCGAUGUAGUAGGCUGGCACGGAAGCUACGUACCAUUCAAGUACGCAAUGGAGAAGUUUGUGCCGCUUGCAUGUGCGAUGAAAGAACAAUGCGAUCCCACCAUCUAUACGGUCCUGGUCGCCAAAUCGAAGACGCCAAACGUGUCUCUGUCAGAGUUUGCAGUCUACACGGCCAAGCACAUCACAGCUCUGGAUACGUACCGCCCACCAUACUAUCACCGAAACAUGUCCACAGAGAUGCUGGGCAUGAUCUAUGGAGAGUAUCAUGGCUCGGUCCGUGAUGUUCAAGCUGGUUGCUUGAGUUGCGAAAACUCCUACAUGCCUCACGGAGAUGCGUACAAGGCCUGGAAAGAGGCCACGACGAAAGAAUUGAAGCCUGAGAUUAUGGGCGAGAAUGCUCUGAGCUUCAUGUUUCACUUGAAUAACCAUUUCAGUUUAACGCGAUUUGCCUUGGACAGAAACCCAAGCAUCAAGCAUAUUGAAGGGUACGAAGGCGACUUUUGGGAUGAUCUCCAGGGCCAUUUUAUGGAACACCUGGAUGAAGUUAACGAGAGACUUGCUGCAGCUGGACUGCCGCAGUUGGGCCAAAAACCAGCAUAA